Molecule: messenger RNA, 2639 nt
Organism: Microbotryum saponariae
Lineage: Eukaryota; Fungi; Basidiomycota; Microbotryomycetes; Microbotryales; Microbotryaceae
Source: the annotation of a GenBank genome assembly
AUGCCGAUCGCGAGUGGUGGCAUGACGCCGCUCAGCUGUCAGACGGCGCUGGGCGGCUUCGCAACCCGAGCGUCGGACGGUUUCGUGAUCGUCGUCGUCGCUAAACUCUGGAUCGCCGGCGUGAUACUUGUUUGUCCUGGGUAGUGGUCAAGAUCUCGGAGAAGAUCGCCAAGGUGCGUAGCUUUCCGCGUCUACGCGAUGGGUCAACUGUUUCAGCUGACCUGUAUUGUGCCCUACACACGUCGACUCGACAGGCCGAGCGAGAUGGCCGACCUUGGUGGUCCUUCGAGUUCUUCCCUCCGCGUACCCCGGACGGAUGGGUCAACUUGUACGACCGUAUCGAGCGCAUGAAGCAACUCGGUCCCAUCUUUGUCGACAUCACGUGAGUAUCCGUUCCUGGUUUGGCCGGUUCGAUCGACAUGGUCGGCCGGAGCUUGCGCGGUCGUAACGGAUGGGGACCGAUCUCCGCUGCCUUGACGAACCGCCGAGUCAACCGACGAGCGAGCGAGCGAGCGAUCGAUCACCUUCGUCGAGCGUGGCGCACAUUUGUUCCGGGUGAUCACCGUGAAGGUCCACGGAGGAUGCUUCCAGUUGUGGAGAGGGGGAUGACCUGUGGAACAGUUACUGUCCUCGCCACUGCAACAGCUUGCUAACCCUGGGAAAGUUUCACUCGCAGUUGGGGAGCCGGUGGAGCCACUUCCGAAGCGACUACAACCUUUGUCAAGCACGCUCACUCUGAGCUUGGUCUUGAGACGUGCAUGCACUUGACUUGCACCAACAUGCCCGUUUCGAUGGUCGACGCUGCUCUCAAGGUCAGCCCUCUCUGAAGCUUUAGCUCGGCACCUUGGAUCUUCGCUAAUUUUUCUUCUUUGCGUGCGAUGCAACUGCAAUCGCAUUCUACAUCGAAUAGGAUGCAUACGAUUCGGGAUGCCGCAACAUUCUCGCACUUCGUGGUGACCCCCCUCGCGGUUCGGAAGAAUGGGUCCAGACAGAGGGCGGCUUCAACCACGCCAUCGAUCUCAUCCGUCACAUCCGCAAGCACUACGGCGACUAUUUUGACAUUGGAGUGAGUGCUCGCAAGUUCAAGCGAUUGAGUUUGACUCGUGUCCUGAUGCUGUCCAGAGUUUGCAUAGGUCGCCGGCUUCCCGGAAGGUCAUCCACAAGCCGAAUCGGCCGAACUCGAGAUGAAGCACUUCAAAGCCAAGAUCGACGCUGGAGCGAACGUCAUCUUCACGCAAAUGUUCUACGACGCCAAUGUGUUCAUCAACUGGGGUCGACGCGUCCGAGAAGCCGGCAUCACGGUCCCCAUUGUUCCCGGGAUCAUGCCCAUUCAGACCUUUGCUUCGUUCAAGCGUCGCACCGAUUUCGCAAAGACGAUCGUGCCGCAGGAGUUGUGGGAUUUGCUCGAGCCGAUCAAAGAUGAUGAUUUGAAGGUGCGAGAGGUCGGCACAAAGUUCGUCGCGGACAUGUGCCGAAAGGUCCUGACGGCCGGGAUCGGCAUCAACGGCAUCCACUGCUGUGAGUCUCCUGAUCUCGGACUCCAAAGUUCUUCUCGAAGCUAACCUCGUCGCUUAUGUUACGCUACAGACACGAUGAACUUGUCUCGUGGUACCGAGAUGCUCUUGGAAGAGAUGAACUUCGUGGCCCAAGCCGACAUCGUUAAGCCCUUGCCGUGGCGAGUUUCGCUCACGCAAAAGCGACGUACCGAAACGACGCGACCCAUUUUUUGGUCGAACCGUACACGUUCUUACCUUUCCCGCACGGCCGACUGGGACGAGUUCCCGAACGGUCGAUGGGGCAACCAGGCGUCGCCCGCGUUCGGUGAUCUCGAUUCGCUCGCUCUGUCCUUACCGCAUAAGGCCCAGGACGCGACAACGCUGUGGGGCGAACCAACUUCGUUCGAGGACGUCGCACAGCUCUUUGCUCGUUUCUGCACGGGAGACCUCAAGGCUUUGCCCUGGAGCGAUCAACCCGUCGCCAGGGAGACGACGGUCAUUUCGGACCCGCUGAAGAAGAUCAACUCGGCUGGGUUCCUGACCAUCAACUCGCAGCCUCGCGUGGAUGGAGCUGGCAGUAGUGAUCCUGUUCAUGGAUGGGGCCCGAGGGGCGGCUACGUUUACCAAAAGGUAAGCUGUCGGUGUCCUGCUCAAUUGAACAUAUAUCUCUUCGAAACUGACAUGACACGAUCUGUCUUCGUUCAGGCCUACCUCGAGUUCUUCGCCUCGUCGGCACACCUCGACGAUCUUCUCAAGGUGUUGCAACGUUACCCUUCGAUGACGUACCACGCCGUGAACAAGGCCGGUGACCUGCAGACCAACGCGGCACCUGGACCCAACGCCGUCACUUGGGGUGUCUUCCCCAGCGCCGAGGUGAUUCAACCGACCGUCGUGGACGGCCUGGCCUUUCUGGCCUGGAAGGACGAGGCGUUCGAGCUGGGUACUUUGUGGGCCGAGCUCUACUCCAAGACGCGCCAGGAAUCGGCCAAGGUCAUCUCGGAGAUCUUUGACACGUUCUACCUUGUCAACUUGGUCCAAAACGAUUACCGCGACGAGGACGAACUCGCCAUCUUCAAGCCAUUCUUCGAGGUUAUUGAUGGCACCAAGACGGCCACCGCGAACGGCGUCAACGGAUCGCACUAG